Messenger RNA from Paramecium pentaurelia, 237 nucleotides. NCBI's taxonomy places the organism in Eukaryota, Ciliophora, Oligohymenophorea, Peniculida, Parameciidae. The record is from the annotation of a GenBank genome assembly.
AUGGGUUGUUCAAUAAAUAAAAAAUAAUCUUCCUCUAACUAGACAAAUAAUACAAAGAUCACAAAUGAUAACUUUGAAUAAUAUCUAAAAAGUAUGGGCUCAUUAGCAGAAUCUAACGAAAUUCGAAGAGCUAAGGCUUCUUAUUAAUUAUAAAAAAACCCAAUAAUUCUAAGGAGAAUGAACAAAUCAAAAGAAAAACUUGAUGAACUAGAUUAGGAUAAGAUGUUUUUAAAUUGA